This is a messenger RNA of Thermothelomyces thermophilus ATCC 42464, 2324 nucleotides long. RefSeq lists its product as uncharacterized. The record is from RefSeq and is a predicted model, not a curated record. Lineage: Eukaryota; Fungi; Ascomycota; Sordariomycetes; Sordariales; Chaetomiaceae. The coding region runs from base 219 to 2162 and encodes 647 amino acids. The transcript is spliced from 3 exons.
CGACCACCUCCACCCUCGAUCCUGUACCGAGGUGCAACCCAGUCGAUACGCCGAAACGUCGACGAGCAUUGCGACUGCCGAUGGUAUGCCCAAGGGGCGCAACAGGUAGACUCUCGAGUUCAAACCCGUCGUGACGUUCAAUUGAUCAGGAACGCCCAACACUUCACGACAAAGCUUAAGACCAUCCAAGAACGGCUUCGUAGCAAAACUCCAUCAGCAUGGCCUCCUCAAAGAGAGGGCCCUCGGUCUUGGUGACCGACUCCCGAGACCCCCCACUGCCCCGCGGCACCAACCGCCCACGAGCGGCGACCGGCCCUGCGCGGCCGAGCACUCGCCUGAUAUCCGUCGACAACGUCCUUCAGUACUCGUCCGACAUACCUUCGGGUCAGCCGAGGGGUCCCCCGGGACAGCGUCCGACGCGCGCCGCGGCCAUGCGCCGCAACACCCAAGGCAAAGGCCUCCCGACCCUCGCCUCCGCCCGGACCGGCCAACAGAAUGUCCCCUCGCGAACCACAAAAGUGAGCGAGAAGCUCGUCUUGAUCCCCGAGGCUCCCCAGGACGAAGAAGCGGAGGGCGACGACGAGGAGCUGGCACGGCGGGCGUCGAUACUGCGGGCCGACGACGAGGACCGGCCGCUCAAGGACGAGGAACUCGACGUGCUGAGGAAGCGGGGCGGCAUCCGCGGGAAGAGCUAUGCAGAGCGCCUGCCCAAGGUCCAGCGCGGGGAGAAGGUGUCGCGCUUGACAGCCUACUGCACCGCCCAGUCGUACAAGAUGCAGGCGACGGCCGACUUCUUGAAGACGAAGCACGAGGCCAAGAUCAAGCUGUACGACGACUGCCUCUAUACCGUGUACCACCUCCCGCUCCUUCCCGGCGUCGAGGGCUACCGGCUGAGGAGUCGCCCCGUCCUCAAGACGCCGGGGACGGGCAAGACGGUUCUCGAUCUCGAGAUCGAGCGCAGCGAGCGCAGGGACGAGCACGAGGGUCUCUGGGACGAGUACUCUUACGGUGCCCAGGGGCUCGGCGGCAGCCCGAUUGCCGGGCCGCUACUACAACAUGUGGGGAGCGCUCCCGAGAACCUUGAGCCCUCGACGGGAGGAACCGGCGGCGGCGGCGGCGACGACCAAGCCCCGGGGCACGAGGGAGUCAGCAGCCCGAUCAACCGGCUGGUCCCCGACGCCAAGAACUUUGGCGACAUGUUCGUCUUCUCAUACGGCGUGGUCGUCUUCUGGAACUUCACCGAGCGGCAGGAGAAGGACAUCCUGGCCGACCUCACCUUUGCCGAGCACGAGACGGGCAUCCCCCUGGUCGCGGGGCCGCUCGACGAGAUGGACUUCGAGACCGAGGAGUUCCACUUCGAGUACAGCCCGGACGUCAAGCGCCCGCGCGUCUUCAACGACAUGAUCACGCUGCUCCCCCGCUCGGACCAUAUGGUCAAGCUGACCAUCAGCCACGCCAUCGCCCAGAGCACCAAGCUCUGCUUCUUCGAGGCGCGCAUGUCCGAGACCAUGCUCAACGCUCAGCACGUGCCCAAACGCCUCGCCCUCACGGGCGAGCUCAACAUGACGCGGACCGAGAUUGUCAAGAUCCUUGGCCGCCUGUUCAAGAGCCGGGUCGAUAUCAACCUAUCCUCCAACAUCCUCGACGUCCCUAACUUCUUCUGGGACUCGGAGCCGACCCUGCACCCGCUCUACGUCGCCGUGCGCGAGUACCUCGAGAUCGACCCGCGCAUCCGCGUGCUCAACGAGCGCUGCCGCGUCUUCCUCGACCUCGCCGACAUCCUCGCCGACAGCAUCGCCGACUCCAAGAUGAGCUACAUCACCUGGAUCAUCAUCUUCCUCAUCGUCAUCAGCAUCAUCGUCACCGUCACCGAGGUCGGCCUGCGCUUCGCCAUCCUGUCGAGGGAGAAGGGCAGGGAAGGAGGAGGCAGCAUAGGGGUCGGCGUCGGUCCCGCGAACGGAGGUCCCGGCAACGUCAUUGGCGGCGGCGACGGCGACGGCGACGAGCCCCAGCAGCAGCAGCGUGACCUGCGCUGGCUCGUGAGGGAGAACAAGAACGUGACGCUCGAGGAGCUGAGGCUGUGGAGCCGGGCGCUGAGCGAGCGCGAGAGGGCUGCCGUCUGCGGGGCGGACGUGGUGGGUAAGACGUUUGCGGGCGUCUGAAGACAAGGAGGAGGAGGACAAACAAAAGGGCAUAGGAUGGUGUGGAGAGUGGUUGGGGGGUUUGAUUCGACCUCCUAUCUAUUGUACAACAUUGUAUCAAAAAAGGAAAAAAAAAAAAAACUCUUGUUGGUGCAAUAGCGGCGCCGGGAUGGUGGGUUGGAA